AUGAAAGAAAACUUCAGUAUUAUGUUCAUACAUUCAAUUUUUUUGAUAUUAAUUAUAUUCAUAUAUAGUAAUGAAACAAUUGCUCAAGUAACAGAUGAUGAGAAUUGUGAAACAUUACAAUCAGAAGUACAUAUUACAAAAGAUGAAUAUGAUGAAAUAGGUCGAUUAAAAAGAACAUGUAGUGGAGAUAUAUCUGUUACAAAAUGUGAAGGAUUUUGUAAUUCACAGGUACAACCAAGUGUAGCAAGUACAACAGGAUUUUCAAAGGAAUGUUAUUGCUGCCGUGAAAGUUAUUUAAAAGAAAGACAUAUUACAUUACAUCAUUGUUAUGAUGCAGAUGGUAUAAAAUUAAUGAAUGAAGAAAAUGGAGUAAUGGAAAUCAAAAUACGUGAACCAGUAGAAUGUAAAUGUAUUAAAUGUGGUGAUAUAUCCCAAUAA
Messenger RNA from Apis mellifera (honey bee), 438 nucleotides. It is a transcript of the gene Pburs, whose product is annotated as bursicon subunit beta. The record is from RefSeq and is marked provisional. The coding region runs from base 1 to 438 and encodes 145 amino acids. Gene Ontology annotation, molecular function: neuropeptide hormone activity; G protein-coupled receptor binding. The transcript is spliced from 3 exons. Lineage: Eukaryota; Metazoa; Arthropoda; Insecta; Hymenoptera; Apidae. Gene Ontology annotation, biological process: G protein-coupled receptor signaling pathway. Gene Ontology annotation, cellular component: bursicon neuropeptide hormone complex; extracellular region.